Nannospalax galili (Upper Galilee mountains blind mole rat) is the source of this 717-nucleotide messenger RNA. RefSeq names its product importin subunit beta-1-like. The record is from RefSeq and is a predicted model, not a curated record. NCBI's taxonomy places the organism in Eukaryota, Metazoa, Chordata, Mammalia, Rodentia, Spalacidae. The transcript is spliced from 4 exons. Bases 288 to 671 code for a protein of 127 amino acids.
CGGGCGCCCGGUCCUAUCAACGUCCAGGGUCCCAACCAAUCCCGCGCCCUGCGAGCCAUACAUUCCGCCCACCCUCCCCGCUGCACACAGCCGGUUUGAACGCAGAGGCCUUUACCGAGGCCAGUCCAAUCAGAGGCCCGAUCUUACCUGCUCUACCCGAAAGUCCCGUCCCCCGACCAAUCAGCUGCCCGCCUAGCUAACCCGGGCCUUGAAACCGGAGGGCGAAUGCGUCCGGCCGUUCAACGCCAACCUCCCAGCAAUCGGGGAACCCAGCCAAUCUGGUCAUUAUGGAACGACUGCAGCAGGUGCUUCAGAUGGAGCCACAUAUCCAGAGCACGUCGGAUAGGAUCCAGUUCCGUGACCUUCAGUCCUUACUUUGUGCAACUCUUCAGAAUGUUCUUCGGAAAGUGCAACAUCAAGAUGCUUUGCAGAUCUCUGAUGUGGUCAUGACCUCCCUGUUACGGAUGUUCCAAAGCACAGCUGGGUCUGGAGGAGUGCAAGAUGCCCUGAUGGCAGUUAGCACACUGGUGGAAGGAAGCAUUCUGAAUGCUGCCAACCUAUCCUUGGAGAGAGACUGCCUCCAUCGUGCCCUCUGCAGCACAUUCAGGAUGUGCCAACACACCAUCUCACAACGGUCCAUUUGCUGGCCAGUCUCACCUCCUGGACUGUAGGAAACCAGGAUGCCAGGCCCUAGGGUGAGAUGAGCCUAAAACUUAC